Messenger RNA from Zootoca vivipara (common lizard), 1020 nucleotides. RefSeq names its product SIX homeobox 3 (gene SIX3). The record is from RefSeq and is a predicted model, not a curated record. Gene Ontology annotation, biological process: regulation of transcription by RNA polymerase II; eye development; brain development. Gene Ontology annotation, cellular component: transcription regulator complex; nucleus. Lineage: Eukaryota; Metazoa; Chordata; Lepidosauria; Squamata; Lacertidae. Gene Ontology annotation, molecular function: RNA polymerase II cis-regulatory region sequence-specific DNA binding; DNA-binding transcription factor activity, RNA polymerase II-specific.
AUGGUGUUCAGAUCCCCUCUAGAGCUCUAUCCCACCCAUUUCUUCCUGCCAAACUUCCCCAGCGACCCGCACCACCACCACCGCUCGCUCCUUCUGGCCAGCGGUGGCAGCAGCUCCGGACCUGGAGGAGGAGGAGGAGGCAGCGGCGGUGGCAGCGGCGGCAGCGGCAGUGCCGCCACCGGUUGUAGCGGAGGAUCCGCCGGUGGCGGCGGCGGAGGAGGAGGCGCCUCUCGAGGAGCCCCGGAAGAACUGUCCAUGUUCCAGCUGCCCACACUCAACUUCUCCCCGGAGCAAGUGGCCAGCGUCUGCGAGACGCUGGAGGAGACGGGCGACAUCGAGAGGCUGGGCCGCUUCUUGUGGUCGCUGCCGGUAGCGCCGGGGGCAUGCGAGGCGAUCAACAAGCACGAAUCCAUCCUGCGCGCCCGGGCGGUGGUGGCCUUCCACACGGGCAACUUUCGAGACCUUUACCACAUCCUGGAGAACCACAAGUUCACCAAGGAGUCGCACGGCAAGCUGCAGGCCAUGUGGCUGGAAGCGCACUACCAGGAAGCCGAGAAGCUCCGCGGGAGACCCUUGGGCCCCGUCGACAAGUACCGCGUGCGCAAGAAGUUCCCCUUGCCCAGGACCAUCUGGGACGGCGAACAGAAGACGCACUGCUUCAAGGAGAGGACUCGCAGUCUCCUGAGGGAGUGGUACCUCCAGGACCCCUAUCCCAACCCCAGCAAGAAAAGGGAACUGGCGCAGGCCACCGGCCUCACCCCCACGCAAGUGGGCAACUGGUUCAAGAACCGCAGGCAGAGAGACCGGGCGGCCGCCGCCAAGAACAGGCUCCAGCACCAGGCGAUCGGACAGAGCGGCAUGCGGUCCUUGUCAGAACCGGGCUGCCCGACCCACAGCUCGGCGGAGUCUCCGUCCACGGCGGCCAGCCCCACCACAAGCGUCUCCAGCCUGACGGAACGAGCCGAGACGGGCACGUCCAUCCUCUCGGUAACCUCCAGCGACUCAGAAUGUGAUGUAUGA